Molecule: messenger RNA, 804 nt
Organism: Cooperia oncophora
Lineage: Eukaryota; Metazoa; Nematoda; Chromadorea; Rhabditida; Trichostrongylidae
Source: the annotation of a GenBank genome assembly
AUGAAGCCAAUUAAUCACCACAGUACUAAAGUUCAGUCGUUGAAUGGUCUUCAGGCAUUUUUACGAGAAGCUGUUUUAGAUCUCGUAGGAACUUGCUCGGCAGCGAUGAAGCCACCUGUGAAGAUAACGCAUGUAAUACUAGAUGUGGACGGCACUUUACUGGAUACUGAAACAUGUUAUACAAUGGCAAACCAAGCGAUGCUGAAGAAAUACGGUCGUGAAUUCACACCAGACAUGCAAGCGCAGAUGAUGGGAAGAAGUGGUACGGAAGCUAAUGCAUGGCUUUUGAAAGAAGUUGGCAUUUCUGAUCAAAUUUCUCCUGAAGACUUCACCGCGCAAAAAGAUGCCAUGCUUGCUGAAAUGUUUCCUAAAUGCCAAGCCUUCCCCGGUGCUGAACGUCUUGUCCGACACUUUGCCAAAAAACAGAUUCCAAUGGCAAUAUGCUCAGGAUCUUGUUGGCGCAAGUUCAAGCUGAAGGCUACUAACCACCAUAGUUGGCUGGAUCUCGUUCCCAUAAAGGUGCUCUGUGGAGAUGAUAAAGCUGUCAAGCGUGGAAAACCUUUUCCAGAUGCCUUUCUCGAAACCAUGCGAAGAUUUCCAGUUCAACCCACAGAUCCUGAACAUGUGCUAGUGUUCGAAGAUUCUCCAAACGGAGGUAAAGCCGCUAAGGCCGCAGGAAUGCAGUGCGUAAUGGUCCCGGAGCCAAAGUUUCGCCAGCAGUGCCUCGACUUGAAUGUAACCAAAGUGCUGUCGAGUCUGAAGGAUUUUGUUCCGGAAGAAUUUGGUUUACCGCCUUUCGACUAG